AUGCGAAGAACAAGGCGACUCUUGUCAGCGGACACCACGGAGGUCCCGGUGAGUGUGGAGGAGCCGCACACCAGCGGCGUGACGGUCGCCAAUACGUGGGCGCCGCCGUACGCUGUCGCGGUUGCUGCUGCUGUCGCUAGCGGCGUGACGGAGGACGACACGGCGCCGCCGCCACUCAAGCGGUUUAAGCUGCCGGGCGAGGUCCUGGCGCGCCUUGGGAAGACAGCAGCAGCAGCAGCAGCCAACGAUGGCGAGGACAAGGCGGCGGACGUGGCGAAUGACGAUGUCGCAGGUGUGAUUCAGUUGCGGCGGGCUGCGGCAGCCAAGAAGCGCGCAACGGCGGCGGCGGCGGCGGCG
Trypanosoma grayi is the source of this 357-nucleotide messenger RNA. RefSeq lists its product as hypothetical. The annotation marks the transcript as partial. Lineage: Eukaryota; Euglenozoa; Kinetoplastea; Trypanosomatida; Trypanosomatidae. The record is from RefSeq and is a predicted model, not a curated record. The transcript has a single exon.